Messenger RNA from Otolemur garnettii (small-eared galago), 957 nucleotides. Its product is annotated as olfactory receptor 5D18. Bases 1 to 951 code for a protein of 316 amino acids. The record is from RefSeq and is a predicted model, not a curated record. Gene Ontology annotation, cellular component: membrane. Gene Ontology annotation, biological process: sensory perception of smell; G protein-coupled receptor signaling pathway. NCBI's taxonomy places the organism in Eukaryota, Metazoa, Chordata, Mammalia, Primates, Galagidae. Gene Ontology annotation, molecular function: olfactory receptor activity; odorant binding; G protein-coupled receptor activity. The transcript has a single exon.
AUGCAUGCCAUGCUACUAUCAGGUAGAAAUAAAAGUGCAACUACGUUUACACUCUUGGGAUUCUCAGAUUACCCAGAGCUGCAAAUCCCACUCUUCUUGAUUUUUUUGGCCAUCUACAGUGUCACUGUGGUCGGGAAUCUUGGGAUGAUUGUGAUCAUAAAAGUUAACCCCAAACUGCACACCCCCAUGUACUUUUUCCUCAGCCACCUCUCCUUUGUGGAUUUCUGCUACUCCUCCAUCAUUGCUCCCAAGACCCUGGUGAACCUGAUUGUAGAAGACAGAACCAUUUCUUUUUUAGGAUGCAUGGUCCAAUUCUUUCUCUUUUGUACCUUCGUUGUAACGGAGUCCUUUCUACUAGCUGUGAUGGCCUAUGAUCGCUUUGUGGCCAUUUGCAAUCCUCUGCUCUACAUGGUGGCCAUGUCCCAGAAACUCUGCGCCUUGCUAGUGCUUGGAUCAUACACCUGGGGAGUAGCAUGUUCUUUGAUACUGACAUGCUCUGCUUUAAAGUUGUCUUUUCAGGGUUUCAACAUAAUCAAUCACUUCUUCUGUGAGUUCUCCUCCCUGAUGUCCCUCUCUUGCUCUGAUACUUACAUCAACCAGCUGUUGCUUUUCAUUUUUGCCACUUUUAAUGAAGUCAGCACACUGCUCAUCAUUCUCAUGUCAUAUGCGUUCAUCGUUGUCACCAUCCUCAAGAUGAGUUCAGCCAGUGGGCGCCGCAAAGCCUUCUCCACCUGUGCCUCCCACCUGACUGCCAUCACCAUCUUCCACGGCACCAUCCUGUUCCUCUACUGUGUGCCCAACUCCAAAAACUCCAGGCACACAGUCAAAGUGGCCUCCGUGUUUUACACAGUGGUGAUCCCCAUGUUGAACCCCCUGAUCUAUAGCCUGAGAAAUAAGGAUGUCAAGGAUACAGUCAGCAAGAUAAUGGACACUAAAGUCUUUUCUUAUUGAACACGU